Messenger RNA from Hibiscus syriacus, 447 nucleotides. RefSeq names its product putative E3 ubiquitin-protein ligase RF298. The transcript has a single exon. Bases 22 to 414 code for a protein of 130 amino acids. The record is from RefSeq and is a predicted model, not a curated record. Lineage: Eukaryota; Viridiplantae; Streptophyta; Magnoliopsida; Malvales; Malvaceae.
AAACUGAAAGCAGAAAAAGAUAUGCAGAAAUACGGGGAGGAGAUAAAAACACUUGAGACCAAGUUAUCUGAGUUGGAGACGAGGCUGGAUUCAUCAAAAAUAGCUGCACUUCGGGGAGGCAUUGGUGGAAAUGGCCAGAGCUCUUCUGUCAAUGAGGUGAAUCACGUUCCAAGCUUCUCUAAAAUGGUGGUUGACAUCAAGGAUUAUUCUGGUAGAAGAAGUUUGAAACACGAGCGUGAGUGCUUAUCAGAAGAGAAGAUAGUGGUAUUCCUUCCAUGUUCUCAUCAGGUCCUAUGCGUCAAAUGCAAUGAGCUCCACAAGAAACAACAGAUGAAGGACUGCCCCGCUUGUAGGAGCCUGAUCGAUUGCCGCAUAUGUGCACGUUUUGCUAAGCCACGGGCUAUGGCUCUCUGAACCUUUUUGCUUGACUAAGACCAGUGAGUUGAU